AUGUGCAACAUCAGCCGACAGGAAGCUGUAAGUAUGCUGCCACCUCUUGUGAUGGACAUUCGUGCUCAUCACGCCGUCCUCGAUCUUUGCGCAGCACCCGGUUCCAAAUCAGCUCAGAUUGUGGAACUAAUGCACGCUGACUCAGCUGCUCAACCGGACCAAACCUGUAACGGUGUCUUGAUCAACCAAUUAGAACCACCGGGGAUUCUAAUCGCAAAUGAUCUUGACGCUAAGCGAUGCUAUAUGAUGGUCCACCAGUUGAAGCGUCUCCAAAGUCCCUGUGCUCUCACCACUCAGCAUGAUGCUACGAUAUUCCCGAAGCUUUACCUGACUCCAGAACCCUCUCGCGAGCGCUUAAGUGACUGCCAUGACAAGGUAAAACAGUACUUAUGA
Messenger RNA from Protopolystoma xenopodis, 393 nucleotides. NCBI's taxonomy places the organism in Eukaryota, Metazoa, Platyhelminthes, Monogenea, Polystomatidea, Polystomatidae. The record is from the annotation of a GenBank genome assembly.